CGAGCUCUCCCCUCACACCACCUCCAUCCAUCGCACCACCUGGUCAUUCGUAAUCACGACUAGCCCCUCCGUCAACGUGCACCUCAAAGCGCAGCCCCGAUAUUCCACACAUCGCAGACAUAGAACCUUUGGCCCCUCUCUCAUCUGGCGAAGCAUGGAGAAAUUUUCAAGGUUUAGAGAUGCGGGCACUGGCAUACAGGUCUUCCUACCCCCUGUAGCUCCCACCGGAUCUUCAUCGCCGCUGACAGCCCUACUCAGCUUGCCUUUGCUGCUCCUGGCUGUCAUCAGAGGUCUUCUGCUAAUCGCAGUCAUCACACUUUGGUCGCUUUUCGAGCUUUCGCUCGGCACCGCCAUGAGGGGAGCCUUCCUCAACUUGGUGCUCGCGCUACUUGGCAUCUUCCCCGAAAAGCAGGUAGUAUCGCCUAGCAGCAGAAACCGAGCAGCGCAAGUACCUCUCGGGUCCCCCAAGGCGGGCGACCUGAUCUUGUCAAGCCACUCCUCGCCUUUGGACAUCUUGCUUCUCUUGCGAAUUUUUCCUAAAGCCAGAGUCCUCCUGCCGGUCCUCUCUCCCAGUCCACAAGCAUCUCCAAUCCCCAGCGGCAAGGCGACCUCAACCUCGUCUCGCUCGGCAGCUCAAAGGCGGAGAGGUCCUUCGUCCUACCUGCCGGAGAGUCUCCGCGGAUCUGUGGAAGGCAAAACCGACGAAACUCCCCAGACGCGCAGGAUAGAGGGCUGGAAAGUGAGCGAUAGCAUAUGGCAAGCUUUGAAGGUGAUUGCGAGCUGUAGGCCGCUGGAGCUGGGCUCGGAAGGCGUAACACGGGCGGACCUAGUAGACCUAGACAGCCUCAAGGAAGUGGGCUCGCCUCUAAUCGUUUUCCCAGAGGUUGUCACGUCCAAUAAUCGCGCUUUGCUCAAGCCUGCUGCUGCUGCUUUCCCAUCGAGCUGGGCAGACACCUAUUCCAGUACCGGCAGCCUGAGAUCGCUCAAGGACGGGCCAACCUUCUUCAUCACCACCAUUAAGUACGAAGCACCAACGCCUCUCUCCGCUUCACCAAUCACGACAGUCCCACGAUCUCUACCUUCUCUCUUCUUUGCCCUGCUAAGCAGCGUACCAGCAUAUGCUCCCAGCAUACGCAUACUGAAUCCGGCGGAGAGCAUCACCGGAUCGUCCAGUAGCAGCCUUUCUGAUUCGAGAGCAGGUACGGCUGCAAAUGCCCUCAGACGAGGAAUCGAAGACGUAGUAGCUGAUGCGUGGUCUAAUCUCUCGAGGCUCAGGAGGACCGCUCUUGGAUGGACAGAGAAGGAUGCGUUCCUGACCAUGUAUGCUAAGAGGUGAUACAUGGACACUAUGACUCAAACGGCAGUACAGACUUUGAGCUAGCAUUCAGACCAACGCUCUCCAGAUCUAAGCUUUGAGCGAGGAGGCGAUUCUCUGCACUGGUUCUAUUUCCAGUCAAGAUCCUUGAUGAUGAAGAAGCUGGGAACUAGAAUCGCGUGAAUGUAAGAGUUCAUCAUUCGAAAACGGGUCCCUCGUCACACCUUCGAGAACAUUCUACGGGCCACUGCCCGAAAGGCGCGUUGUAGACACGUGCGUUGGCCCUAGGGUUCCGCUCGCUCGGACCCCUUGCCAAGGCCCGCUAAACCACAACUUCGAUUCCCUUAGCUGCUACCGAGCUAAAACGAUAAGAUGAGCG
Molecule: messenger RNA, 1694 nt
Organism: Ceraceosorus guamensis
Lineage: Eukaryota; Fungi; Basidiomycota; Exobasidiomycetes; Ceraceosorales; Ceraceosoraceae
Exons: 7
Coding region: 155-1336 (393 amino acids)
Source: RefSeq, a predicted model, not a curated record